Penicillium malachiteum is the source of this 1935-nucleotide messenger RNA. It is a transcript of the gene rpdA, whose product is annotated as histone deacetylase RPD3. Gene Ontology annotation, molecular function: histone deacetylase activity. The record is from RefSeq and is a predicted model, not a curated record. NCBI's taxonomy places the organism in Eukaryota, Fungi, Ascomycota, Eurotiomycetes, Eurotiales, Aspergillaceae. The transcript is spliced from 4 exons. The coding region runs from base 1 to 1935 and encodes 644 amino acids.
AUGGCGGCCGAGCCGAUCUCCAAUGGCGUCGCCAACCCCAAGAAGGUUGCCUAUUUCUACGACUCUGAUGUGGGCAAUUACGCCUAUGUCUCGGGUCAUCCUAUGAAGCCCCAUCGCAUUCGUAUGACCCACAGCCUGGUCAUGAACUACGGUCUGUACAAGAAAAUGGAAAUCUACCGCGCGAAACCGGCCUCGAAAUAUGAAAUGACCCAGUUCCACACCGACGAAUACAUCGACUUCCUUUCAAAAGUUACCCCAGACAACAUGGAUAGCUUUGGCAAGGAACAGAGUCGAUACAACGUUGGUGACGAUUGCCCAGUCUUUGACGGUCUUUUCGAAUUCUGCGGUAUCAGUGCCGGUGGCAGUAUGGAAGGUGCAGCGCGGUUGAACCGCAACAAGUGCGAUGUGGCUGUCAAUUGGGCUGGUGGUCUCCACCACGCGAAGAAAAGCGAAGCCAGUGGUUUCUGCUACGUCAAUGAUAUCGUGCUCGGUAUUCUUGAGCUACUCCGAUUCAAGCAACGUGUGCUUUAUGUCGACAUUGAUGUUCAUCACGGUGAUGGUGUGGAAGAAGCUUUCUAUACCACUGAUCGUGUGAUGACCGUGUCUUUCCACAAGUAUGGCGAAUACUUCCCUGGUACGGGCGAGCUUCGCGAUAUUGGUGUCGGCUCAGGAAAAUACUACGCGGUUAACUUCCCUCUCCGUGAUGGUAUCAACGAUGAGUCUUACCAGAGCAUUUUCGAACCUGUCAUCAAGAGUGUGAUGGAAUGGUACCGCCCGGAAGCCGUGGUCCUGCAAUGUGGCGGUGACAGUUUGUCUGGUGAUCGUCUUGGCUGCUUCAAUCUCAGCAUGCGCGGACAUGCGAACUGCGUUAACUUUAUCAAGAGCUUUGACCUCCCCACCCUGAUCCUGGGUGGUGGUGGUUACACCAUGCGCAAUGUCGCACGUACCUGGGCCUAUGAAACCGGUAUCCUUGUUGGCAAUACCCUGGAAUCCGAGCUGCCAUACAAUGACUACUACGAGUACUUUGCUCCUGACUACGAACUUGAUGUUCGUCCCUCCAACAUGGACAACGCCAACACCAAGGACUACUUGGACAAGAUUCGCAGCCAGGUCAUUGAGAAUCUGAAGCGAACGGCCUUUGCGCCAUCCGUUCAAAUGACAGAUGUCCCGCGCAACCCAAUGGUGGACGGGAUGGACGAUGAGGCUGAUGACGUGAUGGAUGAUUUGGAUGAAGACGAGAACAAGGAUAAGCGAUUCACUCAACGUCGUUUCGAUCAGUACGUGGAGAAGUCUGGCGAGCUGAGCGACAGUGAAGACGAAGAAGAAAACGCCGCCAAUGGUGUACGCCGUCAACCAGGUGUUUCUCGCCGUCGCAACCAAGCCAAUUACCGCAACCUGGAUGAUUCUGGUCUCGAUAGUGGCAACGCCACACCUCAGGCAGCAUCUUCCAUUGGCGAUGGAGAACUCGAUGCUACUUUGGACACAAAGAUGAUUGAUAUCCCACGCACUGAGCCUGAGGCUCCAACCACCGCUGCGCCCUCGAAUGAUCACGAUACUCCCACUGAUGCCGACCAAAUGAUGAUUGAAGAUGAGGAGAAGGGACUCUCUACAUCUGCUUCUCAUCAUCUUUUUCCUCCUCCCCACGAUGAAGAUACAACAAUGGAAGACGCCGGCGCUCCCGCCCCCGAGGCAGAGCUGCCUGGAUCUACUACAGUCGCAGGAGAAACGAAGCCUGAGACAUCUCCGGCAGCGGAAGACGCCCCUCAAUCAGCUGGGUCUCCUGCUCAAGCUGGUUCUCCGCCAAAGGGAUCCUCUACACCUGCCCCCGAGCAAGGCGCCGAGGCGUCAACGGAAGAACCUACUUCUACCGGUGAUGCGGCACCUCAGGCAGCGGCCACAGAGUCCACUGACCAACCGACUAAGCAAGAGGAAUAG